Messenger RNA from Erythranthe guttata (spotted monkey flower), 2891 nucleotides. RefSeq names its product putative receptor-like protein kinase At5g24010. NCBI's taxonomy places the organism in Eukaryota, Viridiplantae, Streptophyta, Magnoliopsida, Lamiales, Phrymaceae. Gene Ontology annotation, molecular function: transmembrane receptor protein tyrosine kinase activity; ATP binding. The record is from RefSeq and is a predicted model, not a curated record. Gene Ontology annotation, biological process: protein autophosphorylation. Gene Ontology annotation, cellular component: plasmodesma; plasma membrane.
AAACACAAAACAACGACUACAAGUCAACAUGAAGUCAAACCUGGCAUCCCACUCUUUUAUUACAAAUCUAACCAAUCAAAUUCCAUUUCGCAAUUUGCAUGCCGCCCCCCGCCCCCACACUGAUUAUCCGCCAGAAGGAAAAAAGCUUCCAUGGAAAUUCUUCAAUCUCAGAAGAUAUUUCUCUCUCUACUGCUACUACCUUUCUUCUUCCACUUCUCAUCUCUUUCUCUCUCCUCCGCCGCCGCCUACACCUUACCCGAACAGUACUUCAUCAACUGCGGUUCCGCUUCCACCGUCUACAACCUCCGCAACUACACCGGCGAUGUAAAUUCCGGUAAAUUCACCUUGUCGUCUGGUGACAGCAGCCAAAUUGAAGACGCCGCCAAUUCUUCAACCGACGAACUCUACCGGAGUGCGAGAAUUUUCAGAAAGCCUUCUUCGUACGAGCUUGAUGUAGUUCAGAAUGGAACUUAUGUGGUAAGAUUCCACUUUUUCCCCCUUUCCGGUUUGGGGAAUAUCUCCGACGCUCGUUUCAGCGUCGACGCUUCUAGGUUUAGGGUUUUAUCCAAUUUCUCAAUUACAAACGCUACUGAUCUUAAAAAUUUUCCACUCAUCGAAGAAUUCCUGCUCACUAUUUCCGUGGGCAAAUUCGAGAUCAGAUUUGUGCCUACUGAAAUUAAUUAUUUCGCUUUCGUAAAUGCAAUCGAAGUAUUUCUCGCCCCGCCGGACUUCAUCCCAGAUUCCGCCGCCGCCGUCGCUCCAAAAGGCGAUGACGGCGAAUACAAGGGGUUGUUAUCAUCCCCUUUGCGCGUAAUUCACAGAAUUAACAUCGGAGGCUCGAAUGUUACGCCGACAAACGACACACUUUUGAGAUAUUGGAUUCCCGAUGAUGAUUAUUUGUUCAAUAAAGUCACAGCAAGGAAGAGCGACCCUUACAACGGCAGGCUCGAUUACCGGAGCCCAGGCGCCACGAAUUUUGAUGCCCCUGAUUCUGUCUACAGCACCGCCAAAGAGAUGAAUAUCGACAGUAGAAGUCAAUUCAACACAUUCAAUGUCUCGUGGCAUUUCGAUGUGAAAACGGGGAAGAAACACCUCCUGCGUGUCCACUUCUGUGACAUUGUUAGUAACACCACAAACGAAUUUCUCAAGUUCGAUCUUUUCAUCUACAAUAAUUUCGGUACAAUGAUCUACCCUUUCGAUUUCGUUCAGCAGACAGCCGCUCCUUUCUACAACGAUUUCGUGGUCGAUUCGGAUAACUCGGGUUUUAUGAAUGUCAGCAUUGGCCCACGAAGAGAUUCCCGUGUUCAAACAGCUUUUCUGAAUGGAGUAGAGAUUAUGGAGCUAAUCACCGAAUUGGGUUCGUCUAAUGGAGGGAGUGAUCAUUCGAAAAGUUUAUUCGUGAUUAUCGGUUCGAGUGUAGGAGGUCUUGUUUUAGUCCUUGUUUUCUUGACACUCUUGUUUAUCUGUUUGAGAAGGAGAAAAUGGAAGCCCGUCGAAGCUUUUGACUUGCCAUUGGGGCCUUUCUUUGGAGGAAGUUCGUACAGCAGAACCACCAAUCGAACCAUCAACGGCUCCCCGCUAGCCGAUCUAAACCUCGGUUUGAAGGUACCCUUUUCAGAAAUUCUCUACGCCACGAAAAAUUUCAACGCGAAGUUGAUUAUCGGAGAAGGAGGAUUCGGUAAAGUGUACAAAGCAAAGCUAAGAAACGGUAGAAAAGUAGCCGUGAAGAGAAGCGAGCAAGGACACGGGCAAGGCCUACCGGAAUUCCAAACAGAGAUAAUGAUCCUAUCCAAAAUCAAACACCAACACCUCGUUUCGUUAAUUGGAUAUUGUGACGAAAGGGAAGAAAUGAUUUUAGUUUACGAGUUCAUGGAAAAGGGUACGCUGAGGGACCAUCUCUACACCACAGAGGGAGAAGAAUCAUCCGUUGGAUCUUCAACUUCAAGAUCCGAAUUACCGUGGGACCUACGCCUCAAAAUCUGCAUCGGUGCAGCAAAAGGGAUUCACUACCUCCACACGGGGUCAAACGGGGCGAUCAUACAUAGAGAUAUAAAGUCAACGAAUAUAUUGCUCGACGAAAACUACGUGGCGAAGGUUGCGGAUUUCGGGCUCUCUCGAACGGGCCUUCUAGAGGAAACCCACGUGAGCACAGCUGUGAAGGGGAGUUUCGGGUAUCUUGACCCCGAGUACUUUAGAUGCUUGCAGUUGACUCAGAAAUCGGACGUUUACUCGUUUGGGGUUGUGCUUCUCGAGGUGCUCUGUGCCAGAGCGGUGAUCGACCAAUCGCUGCCGAGGGAGGAGGUGAGCUUGGCGGAGUGGGGGAUGACGUGGCAGAGGAAGGGGGAGUUGGGGGAGAUUGUUGACCGUUUUCUUGCGGGGAGGAUUAACCCGAAUUCCUUGAGGAAAUUUGGGGAGACUGUGGAGAAGUGUUUGCAGGACAAUGGGGCUGAUAGGCCGAACAUGGUGGAUGUGUUGUGGGACUUGGAGUAUUGUCUGCAGCUGCAGCACACGGUUGUGCCUAGGGAAGCGUACGAGGAUAGUGCGACGGAUGUUUCUUUGGAUUUUCCAAUGAAUGUUAUUCAGAGGCUGCCUUCUCAUAAUGUACCGAUCGAUGAGACGUGCAGUUUUUCGGAUAUCAGUCAGGUUAAUGCCAAUGAGGCCUUCUCCCAGCUGAGAAUCGAUGAAGCUAGAUGAUUUUUUUUUGUUUUUUUUUUUUUUUUUGGCUACUACUAAUGUAUUUUGUGUAAUAUAUAUGUAUACUGGAUUUUGUUCAAGAUUUAGUAAUUAUCUUGGUGUAAGAUCAGUGGUAUUUAUAAUUAAAAAUAAAGAAGAUCGUUUGCACGAAAUGGGAUUUUUGAAUUUUUCGUAAUAUAGAAGAAUCGGGCUUGGAU